AAUGAGGUAGACGUGCGGGAUGGCGCACAGGGAAUCUCUAAGGCUUGCAAUGCACUUUAUAAAAACCCUUCCCUGAGCCCGUUCAAAGGUUCAAUCCUGGCCGUCGAUCCUCCGCAUUUCUUCACGACCUUACUAUCUACGACUUCCUGGUUCAGAUCCCCUCAAGCUCCCACCAUGCUGCUCUCCGACGCCCUUCUCUUCGCCGCCACGGCCUCCGCCGCCGCCAUCACAUCCCCUCUCACCCCACGCGCCGGCCUACCCAACGGCCAAACCACCGUGCAAGACGUCAUCAACAUCCACAACGCCGUCCUCGAGCUCGACGCCAUCGUGCAAGACUACACCGGCUCGCCCUUCCCGACCUCCCUCGUCAACGGCGUCCCCGUGCUCGAGGGCGUGUUCAAGAUCCACAACGUCAACCGCGUCGGCUUCGUCAACGCGCUCGCCGCCCUGCCGUACAGCAAGGCCGAGGAUGCCGCUAUCGUGCAGACGGUCGAGGACACGGUCAACGUCAGCAUCCCGGCUGCCACGGUACAUUUGAAGGCCAAGCUCAAGGAGUUUCAGGAGGGUGCGCUGGGCCCCGUUGUGGUGGCGAGCUUGGCGUUGCUGUUGAGUGAUCAUGAUACGUUUAGUGCGGCGGUGGCUACGAAGUUGGUAGGUGCGGAUCCGGAUGUGUUGGCGAGGGGCCUGGCGGCGGUGGCGAAUAUUCAUAAUGCGAUUCAGGAUGCGUUGUUGUUUUAUACGCUGAAUGUCGUGUAAGCGGUUGGGUUGUAUGUGGGAUGGUGGUGGUAGAUGCAUUCAAGAGCUUGGAAAUGUCAAGGGUUAGACUUUUGGACUGGCAUUAACUAUCAACUGGACGAAUCAGCUGUACAUAAUCGUUCAUGAUCGCCAUGAAGUCCUGGAGAUAGGAGCAGUGUACAUAGUGGUGAAAGUCUCCUAAUAACUCAAUCGAC
Messenger RNA from Pseudovirgaria hyperparasitica, 950 nucleotides. RefSeq lists its product as uncharacterized. Lineage: Eukaryota; Fungi; Ascomycota; Dothideomycetes; Acrospermales; Acrospermaceae. The record is from RefSeq and is a predicted model, not a curated record. The transcript has a single exon. Gene Ontology annotation, cellular component: extracellular region. The coding region runs from base 175 to 756 and encodes 193 amino acids.